AUAAUUAGUUAAUGGUGUUGAAAAUGUGGCUGUUCCGAUUCCUGUUAGCUCAGCUAAUUCUGGCCUUCAUUGUCACAGCCUUGCCCGCCGAUGUCGGCCGAAGUAGCUCAACAACAACGGUGUCUCUUGUAAAAAAAUAUGGCUAUCCCAUUGAGGAACAUGAAGUACAAACGUCCGAUGGGUAUCUCCUAACCAUGCAUCGCAUACCCUACUCCAAGAACACAGGCGACACAGGUCGUCGUCCGGUUAUGUUCCUGAUGCACGGUUUGCUCUGCUCCUCAUCGGACUGGGUCUUAAGCGGUCCGUCCAAUGGUUUGGCAUUCAUCCUGUCUGAUGCUGGCUACGAUGUUUGGAUGGGCAAUGCUCGCGGCAAUACUUACUCGAGAAAACAUGCUAGCAAGUCACCUCUGCUCCAGCCUUUCUGGAACUUUGAAUGGCAUGACAUUGGUAUCUAUGAUUUGCCCGCAAUGAUGGAUUACGUCUUAUACCAUACGGGCGAGGAACAACUGCAGUAUGUCGGUCACUCUCAGGGCACAACAGCAUUCUUUGUGCUGAACUCAAUGAUUAAGAGAUUCAAGAGUCGCAUUCGAUCAGCACAUUUGUUGGCACCGGUUGCCUGGAUGGAACAUAUGGAAAGUCCGCUGGCCAAGGUUGCAGCACCUUUGCUUGGACAGCCCAAUGCCUUUGUCGAGCUAUUCGGCAGCGCCGAAUUCUUGCCCAACUCCAAGGCUAUGGAUCUAAUGGGCGCGUUGCUAUGCCACGACGAGGCAAUAUCCCAAGCGAUCUGCUCAAAUACGCUUUUCCUCCUAGGAGGAUGGAACUCGCCUUAUUUGAACGCCACAAUGAUUCCGGAAAUUAUGGCCACAACUCCAGCUGGCAGCUCAAUCAACCAAAUCUUCCAUUACCUGCAAGAAUACAAUUCGGGAUAUUUCCGUCAGUUCGAUUAUGGCUCGACCAGAAACAAAAAGGACUAUGGCAGCAAGACUCCACCUGAAUACGACGUUGAGGGCAUUGACGUCCCAACCUAUCUCUAUUACAGCGACAAUGACUAUUUCGCUAGUAUAAUAGAUGUCGAUAAACUUCGUUACACAAUGAAUCCUGAUUCCCUAAAACGCGCGUAUCGUUUGCCUGAGACGAAGUGGAAUCAUUUGGACUUUCUAUGGGGCUUGAAUGUCAAGGAAAUACUUUAUGAUACGGUUCUUGACGACAUCGUAAAUGCGUAAUUCGCAACAAUAAAGCCAAAACCUCCUA
Molecule: messenger RNA, 1251 nt
Organism: Drosophila novamexicana
Lineage: Eukaryota; Metazoa; Arthropoda; Insecta; Diptera; Drosophilidae
Product: lipase 3
Exons: 2
Coding region: 12-1223 (403 amino acids)
Biological process (GO): lipid metabolic process
Molecular function (GO): hydrolase activity, acting on ester bonds
Source: RefSeq, a predicted model, not a curated record